Talaromyces proteolyticus is the source of this 1827-nucleotide messenger RNA. RefSeq lists its product as uncharacterized. Bases 1 to 1827 code for a protein of 608 amino acids. NCBI's taxonomy places the organism in Eukaryota, Fungi, Ascomycota, Eurotiomycetes, Eurotiales, Trichocomaceae. Gene Ontology annotation, molecular function: zinc ion binding; DNA binding; DNA-binding transcription factor activity, RNA polymerase II-specific. Gene Ontology annotation, biological process: DNA-templated transcription; regulation of DNA-templated transcription. The record is from RefSeq and is a predicted model, not a curated record. The transcript is spliced from 6 exons.
AUGGAGAAUGCAAAUGAGGCAAGCGGGUAUACGAUGGAUCCAUCAAAUGGCGACGAUCGAGGACGGCCUUUGCAUCGAGGUCAGAUGCGCAAGGCUUGUGACUCUUGCAGAAAGUCGAAAAUAAGAUGUGAGAAGCCGGAGAACUUUCCGUCUUGUCUCGCUUGCUAUCACAAGGGGGUGGCAUGUAUCAUCACGAAUAGUAGUUAUUUACAAAAACCAAAGACACUACGCAAAAGUUCCUCGCUUAUCGGACCUCUUGAUUCUUUCAAUGAAACCGGAAACAGCCUUUCUGACAUUGUCAGUUUUAAACAAUGGUCGGCUCGAUUUCUUCAUGAUUUCAUUUACACAUACAACCCCAGUGUUGACAUUCAUAAAUUACCCACCCCAUGGAAGAUGCUGAUACAAAGUCAAUACGGUGAUAGUUGGAAGAUGAUCCAAGAUUGGAUGCGUGAAGCAAAGCAUAUGGAAUUCGUGACACCAAUCUGUUCUAUCGGACAGCAACAAAUAUACAUCUCUCUACCAUCAGAAGAUGAGGUAUUGCAAGUCCUAGACGCCUUUUCGCAUUAUACUGCGAGCGUAUUGCCGCUUUUCCAAGAGGAACGGAUUAUCUGGAUCAAUACAAGGAAGUAUGCAGAUUGCAGGUUGAUUCACGACAUCCCAUGCUGGGCAUCGCUCAAUAUAGCUCUAGCAAUCGGCUACAAGUAUAGUUUCAUUCAACAUCCAGAGUUUCCAGACAGAGAUUUGAAGUCCAAAGCACAUCUCAAAAACGUUCUAGCGACCGUGCCACAACUUCUGCUAGUUCACCCACCUACACUGGCAACUAUUCAGGUUCUUUUUGGCAUUGUUUUUCUAGUUCAGAAUGGCCUGGAAAUCACCACUCAUCAAAGUUUGACCUCGGUGGCAAUUAGACUGUCACAAAAUUUAGGUCUUCAUCGGCCCGAAGUAGGGCGUGACAGUAUGCCAAAAGGAGAAUAUGAGCAGCGCGUUCGCAUCUUUUGGAUUGGUUAUGUGAUGGACAAAAGUACUUGUUUCACACAGGGCCUCAUGGGGUGCGAGGAUGACGAUGACAUAGAUAUCGAGUUACUCAAUGACACGUCUCUCGAUAAAAUAGGCCUAUGCGAAUUUCCAAAUGGCAAAUCAAUUUCUCUAUUCCGAUCAUUCUGUGAGUUGGCGGUUCUCCGUCAUAAAAUCUACAAAGCGCUCUACUCCACGAGGUCCGCCCACAUCGAUAAUACUCACUACAAAUAUAUAGUAAAGGAGCUGAGUGAACAGUUAAAUGCCUGGAAGGAAUCUAUACCCUUUAAUUUUGAAGUUCAUCCAGGCACUGCCAGGGACCAAUGUGGGGAUAGUCUGAUCCUAUCGAGACUCCUGGUCGUUUACCACAAUAGUAUUAUUUUACUCUAUCAGUGGUCGCUUUUUUAUAGGGAAGCCCCUCAUCGCAGAGAAGCAGAUCACUUGUCACAAACUUCGCGAGAAACCUGGACCUCGUUAUGUGUUUCCUCCGCUCGCCAAACUGCAACAAUUCUAAGCGAUGAUAAUCCUCGAAAUACAAUUGGCAUCAGGAAUAUGAUACAUUAUGCAUUGACCUCUUUUAUGAUAAUUUUCAUGCAUGUGCUCGAGGAUCCUGGCAAAUCGACGGUGCCUGGAGACCUUCAAAAUCUACAAAUCAUACAGAAGUAUUUAUCAGAUAUAAUUGAGCAGAACCCCUCAUCCGUGUCAUCGAAUUUCCAGGCACAUAUUUUGCAUCUUGUUCAAAUUUGCUCAAGGUGUGAGCGUUUGGCAAGGAGGUCAACUGGACAGUCUGACCUACCUUCUCAGCAAAUUUAA